Molecule: messenger RNA, 808 nt
Organism: Centruroides sculpturatus (bark scorpion)
Lineage: Eukaryota; Metazoa; Arthropoda; Arachnida; Scorpiones; Buthidae
Product: ATPase SWSAP1-like
Exons: 2
Coding region: 77-718 (213 amino acids)
Biological process (GO): double-strand break repair via homologous recombination
Cellular component (GO): Shu complex
Molecular function (GO): single-stranded DNA binding
Source: RefSeq, a predicted model, not a curated record
AUUCAGAUGUCGCUACUCCACGUGUUCGUUAAUGGAAACUCUCAUUACCGAAGACAUUUAACUUACAUUUAGAGAAAUGUUUCGAAUUUUCCCAUUAUCUCCUGAAAGAGAAUUUCAAAGCACGAAAGAUUCAGGAACCAUCAUACUCGGAGGUCCACUUACUGCCAAAACUUCAUUAUUAUUCCAAGCAGCUUUGAGUUUAUCGGCACAAGGAAAGAGAGUUGUCUUCAUUCGUCCAAAUAAAUUCGUUAACCUUCCGAACUGUGUUAAAAAUAUGACCAAACCAACUCACACUACUAUGAAACUUAUUAAAUUUUUAUAUUUGAACAGUUCUGAUCUUGUAAAAUAUUUAUCAGAAGUUCAUCUUUCCUCUUCCACUUUUGAUGCUAUUUUGGUUGACGACAUGCAAUGCUAUGUUCAAGCUAAUGAUGAUAAUUUAGAACAUGCUCUAGCUAAAUUGCUAGCACUCUUUAAGGAUACUGUAAGUUAUUUAUCCUUAAAAACUAACGAAACUUGCAUAUUUAUGUCUACGGUUACCGAAAACAAUCGUCAGUCCAUUUACGCUCGCAUUGGCCAAAUAUUCUUCCAUCUCUGGCAGAUAAAUACCUGCAAUGAGUUUUUUAGCAUCAUCUCUUAUCCCGAUACUAAAUUAAAAAUUUAUUAUGAAGUCAAAGAUGAGAUUUCCUUGAAGGAAGUCAAGAGGAACUCAGAAAAUUAAAAAUAUUGUUAAUCACUGUAUUUAUUUUAAAACAUUCAGUUUAAUUUUCUGAAAUAUUUUAUAUCUCAGAGAAGAUCUAAUUAAUAAAAA